Arachis stenosperma is the source of this 468-nucleotide messenger RNA. RefSeq lists its product as uncharacterized. The record is from RefSeq and is a predicted model, not a curated record. The coding region runs from base 1 to 468 and encodes 155 amino acids. The transcript is spliced from 3 exons. NCBI's taxonomy places the organism in Eukaryota, Viridiplantae, Streptophyta, Magnoliopsida, Fabales, Fabaceae.
AUGGAUGUAUGUGAUUGGGACAUAUGCUUUAUUUUUGCUUUACCUGGAUGGGAAGGCACUGUGCAUGAUGCUCGUGUAUUUGAUAAUGCUAUUACAGCUCCUACCAUGAAUUUUCCGCAUCCUCUUCCAGGUAAAUAUUAUUUGGUAGAUGCUGGUUAUCCAACACCGAAAGGAUAUAUUGAUCCAUAUAAAUGUGAGCGCUAUCAUCUUGCAGAUUUUAGGCGUUCUUCUGGAUUAACAAAUCAUAAUGAAAUAGUGUGUGCAACAAUGGCUAUUCAUAAUUUUAUUAGAAGACAUUCUGAAACAGAUACUGAGUUUAAUCAAUAUGAAUAUGGAAACAUUCUUGAUGGAGAAGAUAAUAGUUAUGUUGGUGAAAGCUUAUAUCAAACUGUAACCAUUAGCUCUUCUGCAGAAAUGGAUCGUGUUCGAGACUCGAUUAGGGAUCAAAUUAUUAAUCACAUGCAGUAG